AUGUACUCCUCUAAGCUCACCUGGCUCGUCACAGGCGCCAACUCUGGCCUGGGGCUUUGCAUAGCCCAACAAGCGCUCCGCCAGGGACACACCGUCAUUGCCACAGCCCGAUCUCUCGCCAAGUUUCCCGAGAGCCUUCGAGAUGCUCAGAACGCUCAUCUUUUCGAGCUCGAAGCCACUAGCUCGGCGUUCAUCAUAACGAAAUUCGUCGACGACCUCAUCUCCCGCUUCGGCCAUAUCGACGUUCUCGUCAACAAUGCAGGCUACGGCCUCUUCGGCGCGGUCGAAUCGUUGACCGAACAGGAAAUCCGACGCCAAUUCGAAGUGAAUUUCUUCGGUGUGCUCAACCUCACCAAGGCAAUCCUGCCGCAUAUGCGCCAACGUUGUAGCGGUACUAUUUUGCAGAUGUCGAGUUGUUCGGGCAUUUUCAAUAUUGAGGGAUCGCCUGUUUAUACAGCGAGCAAACAUGCCUUGGAGGGACUGAGCGAGGGCCUCGCUCAGGAAGUCAAGAAGUUCGGGAUUAGGGUUCAUCUUAUCGAGCCGGGAUACUUCCGAACGGGGUUUGUGACUUCGGCCCUAGAGACGAGGAAGGAGGGGAGCUGGAUGACGGAGGACGGGUACAUCGAUAUGAAGGCAUAUAUUACUGACGCAGAUGGGUCACAGCCUGGUGAUCCUGUUAAAGCUGCUGAAAGGAUCUUCGAGCUGGCGUCUUUAACGGGGAUGGCGAAGGGAUUGCAAGAUGAAGUCAGACUAGUUCUCGGCUCGGAUUGUCUAGACAUGUUGGAGAAGAAAAUUAAGCAGUAUGAAAAGACUGUUCAAACGAUGAGGGAAAUUGCGCCGUCGACGGAUUACUAG
Messenger RNA from Colletotrichum abscissum, 855 nucleotides. RefSeq lists its product as uncharacterized. Gene Ontology annotation, molecular function: oxidoreductase activity. The record is from RefSeq and is a predicted model, not a curated record. The coding region runs from base 1 to 855 and encodes 284 amino acids. NCBI's taxonomy places the organism in Eukaryota, Fungi, Ascomycota, Sordariomycetes, Glomerellales, Glomerellaceae. The transcript has a single exon.